UACACCAUACACAAGUAAAGCAAGGGGUGGUAAAACAAAAAUGGUGGGAUGCACAAGAAGAGGUGGUGACCCUACCUCAAAGCAUGACAAUCCUAAUGUUCGAGGUAUAGGAAGAGGAAGAGGUGGAAGCAUUUCUGCACUUCCUGGUAUAGUCAUUAGAGAAAGAGAUGCAAAUAAUCAAGACAAUGGUGGAGGACAAAGACCUGUAACCAAUGGAAAGGGUAAAGAAGUAGUUAUUGAUAAAACAAAAGGGAAACAACCAAUCGUAAAGUUUGAAGGUACAGGUCAGAGUCAACCAGUGAUAACAUCUAUAGCCCCAAGGGUUGGUUUGCCAUUACCACUGGGAUGGAGGAGAUCUACAAGGAUAGGGAAUGUCCUUUUUUGGAGUCAACCAGCAGGGUCAUUUGCAGCAUUUUGUGGGAGUGGUAGUACCACUGCUAGCGCAACAAUGCCAAGCAUUGGUCAUAGACAAUUAGCCCAAGAAGAAGCAUCAACCCAAGGCAGUACCCAAAAAUCUAACACUUAA
Messenger RNA from Rhododendron vialii, 526 nucleotides. RefSeq lists its product as uncharacterized. Bases 41 to 526 code for a protein of 161 amino acids. NCBI's taxonomy places the organism in Eukaryota, Viridiplantae, Streptophyta, Magnoliopsida, Ericales, Ericaceae. The record is from RefSeq and is a predicted model, not a curated record. The transcript has 2 exons.